GCACUGAGCUGCACACACAUACACGUAUGCGCCGAGAGAACAUGUUGAACAAGUGCGGACUGUGCCAGAUAUCGGUCAACGUCUUCUCAAAAGUCCGCUCUGCUAAAUUCAUCAUUGCUUCUUUAUGAGACUUCUUUACCCGGCAGUUGCUGGAGCUGUAGUCACGUAUUACUUUCUACAACGACACUAUUUCUUCAGUCAUAAUCCUUGGAAAUGGUUUAGAGAAACAGAAGCUGAGACUGUGAAGAGGUCGUUGACCAAAAAACGCGUGCACAUCCAUGAGGAGGUAUGCAGCCCUUCGACAAGUUCAUGCUUCCACAUACAAGACACAGCAUAUAGCAGGCUUGGCAAGCUCGUUGUCAUCAGAGACAUGCUGAUAGCGGACACAGAUUGCACGUACUCGUCAGCUGCUUUGAUGGAGCCACUUGUACUUAGUGAGAAUAACAAAACCACCAGUAAAUGGAAGGUGGAUAAGCGAAAACUGCCUAAAGCAUAUGCAAAAGUGAUGGUCGCUUUUGCAUUUGCUAUGGAGGGACUAAAACUUGACUCCAAGAAUGAACAAGAGGUUCUGUUGAUUGGACUAGGCGGAGGAGUGGUACAGAAUUUUCUCUCCACUCUCGAAAAGGCUAAGUUGAAAAUGACAACCAUUGAACUCGAUCCUAUGGUUCGAGAUGUAGCUAAGAAAUGGUUUGGACUCGAAGAAAACGACAUGCAUCAAGUAAUUGUCGCUAAUGGAGCACAGUUUGUCAAAAGAGAAGCCGAAAAAGGCAAGAAGUACAGAGCUAUUUUACUCGACGCUUGCAAUUCUACCUGCCCAGUUGAGGUAUUUCUGCAGGACGAGGUGGUAAAAAACAUCGCACGCACGCUCAAUGAGGAUGGUGUUCUCGCCAUUAACGUUCUCACUGAACCUGUCAAAAAUACCGCAAAGAUAAACGACAUCCUAAACUUAUACAAGAAAUACUUUGCUUCUUGUUUCUAUCACUAUCUCGAUUCGCAACAAGUUUUACUUUGUUCCCAUCGCCCUGGCUGGACUCUUAAUGAGCAGAAAGAGGUUUUUAGAAGGAACUUGAGAGAGAUUGACAAAAAGUUUGAUUUUCGUCUUACUUAAACAAGCGCCCUUUUUCCAAAUCACUGCCAUCUUCCUCGUGAUUCGAGCAAACCACCGUGCACAAUCUCUGUUAC
This is a messenger RNA of Cylicocyclus nassatus, 1182 nucleotides long. The record is from the annotation of a GenBank genome assembly. NCBI's taxonomy places the organism in Eukaryota, Metazoa, Nematoda, Chromadorea, Rhabditida, Strongylidae.